UUGUUUUCUGGUAUAUAAAUCUUGGAUCCACCAUUUCAUCUUCUGGGUAGCUGUUUGGAUCGGAGUGGUUUAUUUGCCGGAGAAAACUAAAGUCAAGUAGCUUUGGCUGGUUCAAUCUUUCAUGAUGGAGUGGUCUCCCCAACAAGCCAUGGAAGCUUACUUGAACACCCUUGAACUUUCCAAGCUCUUGAACUACAAAGCUGGCGGCAUGGGGCGGUCGAAGCCGGUUGAACCGGAGUGCAUGGAGUUGAUAUCCGCGUUGGCGGCGGGGAACCGGGCGAAGCUGAUGGUGGAGGUGACCUCCGGCGGCCCGACUCCGUUCACGGUGGCCUUAGCGGUGGCAGCAAAGCAGACGGGCGGGCGCGUGGUCUGCAUCCGCCCACCCUCCUCCGCCCGCCACCACCAAUCGGAGGAGCUAAUCCCUGACGAGUGGCUGAGAGGCGCGAUCGAGUUCGUGGAAGGAAACCCCGGCGAGGUGAUAAAGAAGUACAAGGGAGUGGAGUUGAUGGUGGUGGACGCGGCCGUGGGCGACGGCGGGGAGGUGGAGCUUUGGGAGAAUGUGGAGGUGAACCCUAGAGGGUGUGUGGUGGUGGCGACCAAUCUUGAAGGGGGGAAUAGGGUUUGGUUUGGGGAGAUGUUGAAGAAGGGGAAGAUGAGAGGGGUGGUUAAGUGUGUCACUUUGCCUAUUGGGAAUGGUGUGGAGUUGACUAAAAUUAGGUGUUUGGGAGAAGGGAAGAAUACCCAAAGAUUCAAAAGGUUUCAUGUCACUUUUGAGAAUUACUGACAAUGCGACGGGUUUGACAGAAAGGUGUUUUGGUAUGAGAGUCUGAUUGGAAUAGUGUUUUGAUAUGAGAAGAAAGGUGUUUUGGUAUGAGAGUCUGAUCGGAAUAGUGUUUUGAUAUGAGAAUUAUGUUUUAUUUGUUUUAGUCACUUUUUUCCUGAGUGGUUUCACAUAUAUAAUUAUACAUAGAAACUAUAGACCUCAGGAUAGCUCAGAAGCAUGCACUAAGCAACUAGUCAGAACUGACAUAUGAUUAUAUAUAAAGUAAGUAUAUGUAAAGUAAGGUUUGAUCAGGUUGGGGAAGUUUUUUAUAUGAUGUUAUACUUCACCCACUCGAUUAUUUUACCUUUUCUAAAGGUUUUCAUAUAUACUUAUACAUAUAUUUGUGGUGAA
Messenger RNA from Ipomoea triloba (trilobed morning glory), 1174 nucleotides. RefSeq lists its product as uncharacterized. The transcript has 2 exons. The record is from RefSeq and is a predicted model, not a curated record. Lineage: Eukaryota; Viridiplantae; Streptophyta; Magnoliopsida; Solanales; Convolvulaceae. The coding region runs from base 122 to 784 and encodes 220 amino acids.